This is a messenger RNA of Durusdinium trenchii, 780 nucleotides long. NCBI's taxonomy places the organism in Eukaryota, Dinophyceae, Suessiales, Symbiodiniaceae. The record is from the annotation of a GenBank genome assembly.
GUUUCUUCUACAUUCAAGAUCUUCACUGGCAGCAUUUCUCCGGCAAGUGCUCGUUCGGAGUGGUACGUAUGCCUUGCUGCAAUGUGGCGUGCGCAGGGAUAUCGUUUGCCUCGAGGAACCUUCGAGGCACUAAAUUGCAGCUGCGACCAGGAAUUUGCACUGGAGGUGGGAGGUGAACCACAGCAGUUUCAGCGGCUUUUGUUUGACAAGCUGCCGUGCACUGGCUUCUUCUCGUCUCCCAUCAUCCUUUUCUACGCCUGGCCUUCGCCUGACGCCUGACGCCUCGAAUAAAGAGCCGAAAAAAACCACGAGGAAGGCCCUGCCGCUUCGCUCAGCCGGCGUCUGCGCGAAGGAGGCUGCAAUUUUGCUCCAGGGUGGCGUCAGCAUCACUCGAUGUGAUUCUCAUGCGCCCCAAGGUGGAAAGUCAGCACAGCUGGCUUAAGCUGCAUGGAAGCUCGCAGAAGUCGUCACACUCCGAGUGAUGCGACGCAGUCUGCUCGGCCGCUGCAAUGCUCCAACCGAGUCGUGCUCCAAGGGUGUGGCCUGACGCCUGACGCCUCGAAUAGAGAGCCGAAAAGAAAGGAACGCCUGGGCCUCUGGCGCCUCACGGGACGCGACUGUGCACCGAUCUCCCCGAAAGAAACAGUCUGUGGGGAAUCUCGACUGGGCUGGGCAGCGCGUGUGUUGGUGCGUGUGGCGUGUGGGACAAACGGGCCAUGCGCCGAGCGAAGAGCUGUAGCUUUUUCCUCAAGGAAGUCGCUGUAGCUAUGCAAAAGCGAA